Messenger RNA from Branchiostoma floridae (Florida lancelet), 1733 nucleotides. Its product is annotated as protein mono-ADP-ribosyltransferase PARP11-like. The record is from RefSeq and is a predicted model, not a curated record. The coding region runs from base 1 to 1704 and encodes 567 amino acids. NCBI's taxonomy places the organism in Eukaryota, Metazoa, Chordata, Leptocardii, Amphioxiformes, Branchiostomatidae. Gene Ontology annotation, molecular function: NAD+ poly-ADP-ribosyltransferase activity; metal ion binding. The transcript is spliced from 7 exons.
AUGACGUUUUCACGGACUCCGAGGUUCCCGAAGGCCUGUACCUGGUACAACAACCGAGACAGGGGCUGCAGUAAAGGGCACACCUGUACAUUCCUUCACGUCUGUCAGUUCUACCUGCAAGGCGGCUGUAGGUUCGGCGCGCAGCGAUGUGAUUUCUCUCACAACCUGCACGAUCCGCAGCCCAUGGCGGUGCUGAGCGAGUUUGGGAUCGACGGUUCUAAACCUGAGAGCUUUCUGCUGGAGAUGUUGUCGUCACCACCGGGGGUAACCCCACCCAGGAGCGCGCAGCUUAGCGGUGCGGCGGGAGCAAGGCGGCGGACACCGAGCGGGGGCGGCGGGCCCUCGCGCCAGGGCGGGGGAGACGAUGCCGGGAAGGGGACAGAGAUCUGCACGUUCAACCUGAGGAACAGGUGCUCCUUCGGCGACACCUGUCACAACUGGCAUUGCGCCCUGCCCUACCAGUGGCAGUGCCGGGUAGCUGGGGACGAGACCUGGCAGGACUACAACUCCGACUCUAACAUCGUAAUAGAGAAGCAGUUCUGUGACGUCACCAACGGAGACGUCUGUUUGCUGGGAUCAACAAACAAACCAUUCAGCGUGGUCAACUUCAAGGACAUGAAGUCUCGGCCUCCGCAAGACGCCUCAUCCCUGCUCCAGCGCCUUGGUCUCGCCCCCACGGUCAAGGACAAGGUCUACGUGGUCCGGAGGCUGUCCACGCCGUCGUGGGGGGUCAAGCCUGCCGGGUACCCGUUCGUGACGGAGUGGCGCUGGUACUGGCGGGACGACGGCGGGACCUGGGUGGAGUACGGGCAGACGAACAACUCGGGCGCUAAAGGCCAGAGCAGCCUGACCAGCCAGGAUAUCGAGGAGCGGUUCCAGGACCAGCCUGACGCCGAACUGACGUUCAACACGCAGCACCAUCAGUACGUCCUGCGCCUGCGCGACAUGCAGCAGGAGAACGUCAGCUACCAGACCAGGCGUGACGUCAGACGGCGGCCCUGCUUCGUCUCCGAGGAUGACGUCACUAAUCCGAGAAGGAACAAGCCCACCGCCCGCCGCAGGCUGACCUCAGGUUCCUCGGGAGCAGACGACUCCCUGCCCGCCCACUGGCGCGCGAUGGCCGAGGACGGGGACGACUACGACGAGGUGCCGCUCUCCCCAAGCGGGACCACGGCAGGAGAGUACCAGCGGGUCAGGGCGCUGUUUGAGGGGCAGGGGAUGGCGGGGACACCUGUCAUUAACAUCAAACGGGUGCAGAACCCUUACCUGUGGAGCGCCUACGUCAGGAAGAAAGCUCAGAUGAAGAAGCAGAGCGGCGGGACCGACCCAGAGGAGCGCCAGCUGUUCCACGGCACCAAACCCGAGGUAGUGGACGCCAUCUGUCUACAAAACUUCGACUGGCGCCUCAGCGGAACCAGCACCGGGGCACUCUACGGGCAGGGAAGCUACUUCUCCACGAGCUCCGAAUACUCUAACCGCUACGCCCAGCAAACGUCUGGAAGACGCAGGACAAUGUUCGUGGCUCAGGUGCUGGUGGGUGCGUACACCACAGGGCAGAAGACUCUCCGCCGCCCUCCUCCCCUCAACCCGAGCGAGCCGCUAGGGAGGACCUUUGACUCCUGUGUGAACAGCAGGACCGAUCCGACGAUUUUUGUCGUCUUUGACAGCGCGCAGUGUUACCCCGAGUAUCUGAUUGAGUACUGAGAAAGAGAAAGAAAGAAAGAGAAGGAAAG